AUGACCUCGGCGCAUGCGCACGUCGCGCUGGCAGUAUCGGCUUCCGAACUGCACUCCCUGGCGAGCGAAUUCUUCAUUCCAGAGCGAUGGGCGCUCUUUAAGAGCCUUGCUCCGUGCAAUGUGUUGAGGAUGUUCGUGGAGUUCGCGAUGCCGCGCCUCCCAUCGCUCUUCGAGACCACCCGCGGGCCCUGCAUGACAAACUUGGCCCUGAUCGAGUUCGUGAACGAUUCGCAGUGGGCCUUGGCAACGCACUGCGAGGCCACCAGCGGGCCCUCUUUGACGCGCGCCGAGACCCUCACGCACGAGUGGGACGUCACGGAGGAGUGCGGCUACCAGCGCCUGAUGGGGCUCAGCUUGCGCCUGCGGAGGGGGGGCUUCGCUUGGUUCGAGCUCCCUGAGGACGCGUGGAUGCCUUGGGACCAGGUUGGCUUCGAGCGCAGCGCGAACCUCCCCCUGGGCAACACGGAGCCUCCCAAGGUCGUCAAGGAGAACAUCCGGAUCCAGCGCUUGGCCACCAUCGGCGCGAUCGUGUGGCUGCGCGGCGGUCACCAAGCAUGGGCCUAUAGGCCAGUCAGCUACGCCCAGAAGAACCACUACUACGUUGCCUUGAGCAAGCUGGCGCUCAAACAGAAGAUCUCUGUGUCGAUCCCCGCCGCGAAGAACGGCCAGCUGAGGAUGGACAUAUUCAGCAGCACGAUCCACAUCAAGAGCCUGUCGGGUGACACCCCCUCAUCGACGACCUACCCCGUGUACAAGUCUACGGACAAUUUCGUGGCCGACGUGGCGAACGCGGUGAAGGCAGCCUUCGAGGACGUGUCACCCCCUGGUGGCAUUAGAGCAUAUUUCGAGGCCUCGGCCAGGGCUCGAGGUGGCGAGGCCGCGAGGGCCCUCCUCUCCGAGCGCGCCGCCAGCAAGGCCGCGCAGAAAACGCCCGCCGACGAGGCCGACGUGGAGGUCGCACCCGACACCAUCUCCUACACCGUCUAUGACAGCAGCUCCUACGUCGUCGAGGGCAGCACCUCUUGCGCCGUCUAUGCCAGCAGCUCCGACAUCGUCGAUGGCAGCACCUUUUACGCCGUCUGA
This is a messenger RNA of Prorocentrum cordatum, 1083 nucleotides long. The record is from the annotation of a GenBank genome assembly. Lineage: Eukaryota; Dinophyceae; Prorocentrales; Prorocentraceae.